This is a messenger RNA of Mesocestoides corti, 354 nucleotides long. Lineage: Eukaryota; Metazoa; Platyhelminthes; Cestoda; Cyclophyllidea; Mesocestoididae. The record is from the annotation of a GenBank genome assembly.
GUUCAACUGGCCUGGGGUGAUCUUGGAAGCGUCACUGCGGUGCAGAAAUGGAACCCCCUGUGUCGCAAUAUGCCCUACGUUGUUCUCACUCAUCACCCGCUUCUGGUAAAACAGAACCAACUGCCAAGCGACCAGGCCAAUGUGAGUGGUGCUGGCUACGGCGCCGAAACCACCCCCGGGACGCCCUACGAUGUGAACAACUUCUUGCAGGCCAUUCGCGACGCCUGUAGUGCCACCAACGUGGAGUUUAAGACUGGCGACAUAACCAUUGAAAGCUACGGAAACCUCGGAAGCGUUGUCUUCAACCAGACGAGUCUUGGAUUCACUCGGUCGAAAGUUCCAGUGGCCGAGUGA